This is a messenger RNA of Mya arenaria, 7481 nucleotides long. RefSeq names its product WD repeat-containing protein 7-like. The record is from RefSeq and is a predicted model, not a curated record. NCBI's taxonomy places the organism in Eukaryota, Metazoa, Mollusca, Bivalvia, Myida, Myidae. Gene Ontology annotation, molecular function: protein binding. Gene Ontology annotation, cellular component: cytoplasm. The transcript has 33 exons. Bases 187 to 4755 code for a protein of 1522 amino acids.
AGUAAUAUUAUUUUACGAAAAUGAUAAUUUUCAGGAAAUGAAUUAAAAUUAAAUUAUAGCAGUUUUUCUCGGAAAAGAGAUUAGCAUGGGCUUCAGAUAGUAUCGCAUAUGCUUAUGAAGAUACGACUUAUACCCAACUGUCCAUAGAGCCCUUGUGAAUUGAGACCUAAUAAGGGAGCGAUCAACAUGGUAGUUGGUAACAAUAUAGUGGUACCAGUAGUUCUCUGGGGAAAGAAUGCCCCAACCCACUGUAUAUCGGCCAUAUGGAUGUCUUCCAACAUGAAGCAUGUCGUCACUGCAUGCAAUGAUGCCCAGCUCUGUGUAUGGGAUGUAACACCUACCUGGGAGGUAUACCCUCGCCAUAUGUUGUUUGGCCACACUGCAGCCAUAUCGUGUAUUGCCCCAGGCUCGGCACAGCAAGGCAACACCCUCCUAGUCAGCGCAUCAGAAAAUGGAGAGAUGUGUCUUUGGGACAUAGCAGAUGGCCGUUGCAUUGAGACAACCAAGAUGUCCUACACUCACAGUAGCAUGCAGGCGUACCAUUUCCGGAACACGAAGGAUGUGAAGCUUGUGUGUAAUGGCUACUAUGCAGAAAUUCUGCUGAUCAAUCCUCUCACAUUUGACAUCACCCACACAUUGUGUUCCCGUGUAUCCCCUGACUGGAUCAGUGCUUGUUGUGUGCUCCGACCAGCAAAACGGGAGGAUGAUGUGAUUGUGGCAAUAUCCAACUCUGGUGCUGUCAAAGUGUGGGCCCUUAGUGGUAGUGAAGCAAGGAGCAAGGUUAUACAUGAAGAUGAGUCUAAGCAGAUACGGUGCCUGAAUGCCCAGACCUUGACCUGCUGCCCCUACAACCAGCGUACUGUCCUUAUUGUGUGCUCCAAGUACUGGCAGAUUUACGAUGCUGGUGAUUUUACGCUGCUGUGUUCAGAAGCAAACCGGUGCGGAGAGCGAUGGUCCGGUGGGGAUUUUCUCAGCGUUGACCGCGUCGUUGUCUGGAGUAACGAGGGGAAAGGAUACCUGUACAAACUACCCACAAAUUGUGAUGUCAGUGAAGAUGCAAAUCCUGACAGUGAGAGCUACCACCAUCGAGCCCCUUCCUCACCCCACGCCUACUAUGUACUGGAUUUAAAUAUGGACAAGACAUUGGCGUGUGCACCCGCAAUGCAGCUGUUCUCCAGUAUAUCUGGUCGUGGAGAUGGAGCAAGGACCACACUGCUGCUACGUGGAGACUCGGAGGGCCAGGUUGUCAUCUGGAAACUCCCUGACGUUUCCGAGAGGCAGAUGACACUUGUACGACAAGAAAGCUUUGAUAGGCUGCCAGUGUUGAAGCCACGGUGUGCGGCAACAUUACAGAGCGUCUGGGACUCUCUGAGCCACCCUCCAGCCGGCAUACUCGAUGGAUUUAGAGAGAUCGAGGAUGGAGCAUUGUUGACAGCAUCUGUGUACAUCCCAUCCCAGGGGCGGUUGGCAUGUGGGCGAAGUAACGGCUCCAUCAUCAUUCUCCCUGCUGUACAGUGCAUAAUGAUCCAACUUCUAAAUAACAAGCUGCUGAACAAGGACUGUAUCCAUUUGUUAACCCUAUCUGGCCAUGAUGGGCGUGUGAACUGCCUGCUGUAUCCAUUCAAUGAGAGCACCCGUUACGACCCCCGCCACCUACUGUCGGGGGGAGCAGAUUUCUCAGUCAUUCUCUGGGACAUACAGGACGGCACGAGACUACACACAUUCACUGUGCACGGAGGAGAAGUCGCUCAGCUCAUUGUUCCACCCAGCAACUGUAAUGUGCGUGUGCUGACCUCAGUGUGUUCAGUGGCUGUUGACCAUUCUGUAGCAUUACUGAGCAUGAAGGAGCGCAAGUGUAUUAUGCUUGCUUCACGGCACCUGUUUCCCGUCCAGUGUAUUCGUUGGCGGCCCCUUGAUGACUUCAUGGUUGUCAGUUGUUCAGAUGGCACUGUCUAUGUCUGGCAGAUGGAGACUGGCCACCUGGACAGAGUUGUACAUGGACUGACUGCAGAGGAAAUCCUGAACAACUGUGACGAGAAUGCUGUGCCGAUACAUGAUCAACUGACAAACCCCAACCUAACGCUGGCUCAGGCAUUCAGACGACGCAACCUGGCAACAUUCCGCACGUUGGCCCAGCAGAAACUACAGCAAUUAAACCAGAACCAGCAGACAGCAGGUGCCAAACUUGACCUCUCCCACCCCCAGGAGUAUCCCAUGUACAUUGAGGGGAUAAAGACAAACAUGCUGGACCCGGAGGGGCAUGUCCUCUUCUUUGAUGUGGAAGCCCUCAUAGUUCAACUGCUUACCAAUGAGUUUGCUACUAUGUCCCCGGGUGAGCUGGAAGCCAAAGGCCUGUCCAGUCUGCUACCAGGCAGCCGACGGGCCUCCGUAGAUGAAACGGACUCACCUCCCACCAUCGCAGGUUUCAUAGCAAAAGUGAAGGACACAGCUGAGAAGAUCCAGGCCAAUGUUGACCCACAUGGGGGAUUUACCCCCAUAAACCAACCUCCAGGGUCUAGCCAGCCCCCCUCCAGGAAGCCCUCCCAGCCCUCGACACCCAUACACUCCCCCAACCUUGGGUCAAAAAGCACACGCAAGAAUCGACCGGAUCCUCUCAGUUUUAAGACAAACAAUCUGGUGAUGGAGGUUGCCCAGUUGUUUAUGUCCAUGCUCCAUGCCUGGGGGCUCGACCCUGACCUCGACAAACUCUGUCUCAACAAACUAGGAACUCUCAAACCAAAGUUACCAGUAUCGUUCGGGUUGAUAUCUCGGGAGGGUCACAUGGCAUUGAUGUUGCCGGGGUGGCACAAGGGUGUGUGUGCUGGGGGGCAAUCGCAGAUGGAUGGCCAAGGUCGAAGGUCAACACUGGUAGACCAGACCAGGGCAUUCUCCAUCUCAGACCAUGAGGAGGAUGACUACAGUGGCCGUUCACCAUCAUUUUUUGGCGGUUCUGUGGAAGCUGACGUGGCUGAGGAGCGGGAACAGGAAGUGGCAUUAUACACACGGCAGGCACGGUGGCGCGUGUCGUCUCCCGUCACCACACAGCACCUGAUAUCCGUCAUCUCAGUCGCAAACACACUUAUGAGCAUGAAUCACGCUACAUUCAAGAACCGGAAACCUGAGAAACGAAGAUCUAGGCAGCGGUCAUUCCAGGGAGGUCCCCAUGGUCUACUGGUCAGCGAGACUGAUGGGGGAACAAGCACUGGCAGUGAAGAUGAGAGUGCAGACAUGGUAACAAUACAACAGGCACAAUUUAAGCAAGGCUGGAGCCUUCUUGCUGCCCAUCACUGUGUGUUACUUCCAGAGCUGGUGGACUCCGGGAACUACUUUUCACCGCAGCUUGAGAUUUUGGCGAGACGUUGGCAAGAUAGAUGCCUCGAGAUCCGGGAAGCAGCCCAAGCCCUGCUAUUGGCAGAGCUGCGAAGGAUCGGUCCGGAGGGUCGCAUGCAGGUUGUAGAUGAAUGGUCCCCGCACCUUCCAACAUACGUGGACCCCGCAUUCAGCAUCCUCAACCCCGAGGCCCAGGGGCAGUCCCACGGGGAGGACAUGGAAGAGGAGGCAGACAGUGAACAGUACCUUGGAGAUGAUUCAAAUGAAGAAAGGUGUAUUGGUGAAUCUCCAGUGCAUAAGCCAUCAAGGUCGUUUGAAAGUCGACGGAAGCAGGCUACAGCUAUUGUAAUGCUUGCUGUGCUUGGAGCGGAGUUUGGGGCUGAGAUCCUGCCUAUGCGGGGUAAGGUGAUGGAGGAGAGCGGGAAGCGAGCGAGGAAGGGCCUCGAGGGGUUCUCCUCGUCCAACUAUCUCCUCGCACAACACACCAGCAAGGCGUUGACCUUCCUUCUCCAGCAACCCCCGUCGAGGAAACUGCCUGCCCACACCCCGAUAAGACGGGCAGCAAUUGACCUGAUAGGGCGAGGAUUUCCUGUCUGGGAGCCCUACCUGGACGUGUCCGCUGUCCUACUGGGGCUUCUAGAGCUAUGUGUAGGGGCGGAUAGACUGGUUCCCAGUGUGACGUUUGGGUUGCCAUUAAGCCCAGCAGCAGAUGCAUGUAGAACUGCUAGACAUGCCUUGUCUCUGAUCGCCACCGCCAGACCCGCCACCUUCAUCAUCACCAUGGCCAAGGAGGUCACAAGGUACAAUGCCUUGUUGUCGACCGCCCAGUCCCACCAGCAUGCCAACAUCCAGAACUCUGUGCUGGUCAGGUCCAAACCUGAGAUCCUCCAUGUUAUAGAGCUCCUCGUGGACAAGAUGCCAACAGACGUAGCUGAACAAAUUGUUGAGGCUAUGGAGAUCAUCAUUCACUGCCUUGAUGCCGGUCAGCUCAAGGCCAAGGGUCUCCAAGAGCUCUUCCCAGCCAUCUGCAGGUUCAGCAUGGUGACAUGUUGCAGCCAGACACGGCGUAUCUGGGUCGGUGGGCGGAGCGGACAGCUGGCCUUCUACGAGCUCAAGCAGAACUCCAAGUGUCAGGUGAUAAGUGCCCACGGUGGACCGGUGAUCGCAGUGUCCAUCUCACCCGACGGGAAGUUCCUCGCUACAUUCUCACAUAUCGACCAGAAACUCAAGUUCUGGCAGACGGCAUCGUCAUCCAUAUUUGGCCUUGGUUCCCAGCACACUAAGUGUGUCCGUCAGAUCGCCACCCAGCCAGUACCCGUUCAGCCCCACACAAACCUGCUGAAGCUCGUACGACUGGUAUGGACAGAUGUACGCAUCAUUGUGCUGCUUACUGCCGACGGCUCUGAGUACAAGUACUUUGUUUAAAGUAGAUAAGCUUUUAACAGGUGUGAAUUGACUGACUUUAAAAAAUGGUGUAAACAAAAUGUGUUAAAUGAAUUGUGAUACCUUGGGCUUGAAGUUGUUGUUGAGGGACCAUAAUUGUUUUUAGGGUAACAUCCCUUAUUUUGUCAAUAUUAAGAUUACAUUUUUUUGAGGGUAACCAAAAAAGUAAUUCCAAUUUGACAUCUUAUUUUCCUGACUUUAGGAGUGAAACUAAUAAUAUAAUGAAGUGUUCAUGCAUUGAAAAUCAUUCAUUCAACAUUCUUUAUUCUUCUCUUUGUGGCUUCUUUUGCAAUAUUUUGUGUGAUUCAUGUUUGUAUAGAAUUUAAAAAAAAGAAUAAUUGAUAUAGAUGUGAAUUGUGUGAUGUAAAUUUAACUCAAUAUAGAGGUGAAUAAUGCUUAGAAAUUGGUCACUGAACAUACAUAGCCCUUUAUUGACUGCUAAAAGAAAGGAAUUGUGUCUGUUGUUAUAGAAGAAAAGGUCAUUCCUAUGUUAUUGGCAUUAUUGUUGGUGUAUCAUAUUUAAAAGGUAUAAACACAAAUUUCUGAAAAUGUAAUAUUAUUAAUAUUGUAAACUAAAAUCAUUUAUUCGUGAUAUAAGUGUUGUGAAUUUUUGUAAUAUUUUGAAAUUAGAAAUCCAGAACAAAUACAUUGUUUUUUCAUUAGAUUAAUUAUUCACUUUCCACUUUUAUUUUAUAAAUGCAGUCAGAGAUUGUGUGCACACAUCAUUCAUUUAUAUUAUAUUCAUGAUGUUGAAUCAAUGCUUUUAGGUAAAAUCUAAUUUUUAUUUGCUUCUGAGUCACACAGCUACAAGACGUAUUAUAAUAGUCUAGCAUCUGUAUUCUAGUCAAAUAUGUCAAUCAUCAACAAACGCCAUUACCUAGAGGAUAUUUGUUGUAUUUCGUUGUAACGUCAAGUCAUUUAACCGGGUGAUCACAAAAAAACAGGUAUGAACACCAUAAGGAAAAAAUAAUUCUGUGGUCAGGAGUGAAUUAACUUCAGAUCAUUAACUAGAUUCAAACAUUUUUUUUAAAAUUUAGAAAAGUGUCAAUUAAAUUGGCAAUAAAAAGAGAGUGCAAAAUGUACUGGAUUUUUUUUAUGUCAUUUAAAAAAUAUACCGUACUGUUAGAGUGAAUAUUGCUAUUAAGCAAAAUGGAAACCAAAAUCAGAGGAAAGAAGUUAACGUAAUUGAAAAUAACAUGCUAUUUCAUUGAAAAGCACAACGGAAUUGGAAGAAUUUAAGAAUAAGUCAAAGUUACUAAGGAGGGGAUAGUCAUUUCUGCGUAUUUUCAACUUCUCAUUUUCUGUAUGUGAAUAUUAAUGAGAUUUUCAAUUAUUAAUUGAUCUUUGUAUAAAAAAAAUCAUUUUUCGCACCCCAGCAAAAGUAGAUCCAAAUAUUUGACCAUGCUUGAGAUCCAUAUCUUGCCCACAGGCAAAAAUAAAAAAGUACCCAUAUGCAAGGAAUAAAUUGGAAUACAUUUUUACUAUAUUUUGUUUAUCUGAGGUGUGAGAAAAGGCAUCUACCAUGGCCACUUGUGUAAGAUUAUAAGUAUCUUCCAUGGCCGAGAGUGUAAGAUAGGUUCAUUCCGACACGAGCGUAGGGUGUUUUGCAGAAUCGAGGUUUACCGAGUUUCCGCAAAACACCCUGCGCGAGGGUCGGGAUGAACCUAUCUUACACGAGCGGCUAUGGUAGAUGCUUUUUCUCCCACCUCAGUUAAACAAAAUUAAGUAAAAAUGCAGUUUUUGCUGGAACUCUUUUGUGCUUAGUGAAAAUAAUUGCGUAUGGAUAUGGGAUAGCACGUGGUUGUCAUGGAUAUGCGCGCAUUGAUCCAGUUAAUGUUAAUAGUCAAAUCGGUCUUUUUAAAUAGUUCUAAGGAGAAUGAAGCAUUAUUUCUUGAAUGGUGCGUGAAAACUGUUUUAUGGUGACAUUUAAAGCGAGAAAUAAUUAAUAAGCGUUCUAAAUAUUACCAUGAGACAAGAUUUCCUUGAUGCUUCUGAUGACAGUCUUCAACAAGGGAGGUAAUAACAAUGUGGUGACCAUUAAAAAGGAGUUCCAUACGGGCAUUUUAUCUUCGCCCGUGGGCGUGGGCAAGAUAAGAAUAUCUAGCAUGGUAAAAUUAUUGGAUCUACUUAUCUGAGGUGGGAGAAAGGUUCAUCCUAACCCCAUGCAAAGUGUUAUGCGGAAACAUUGUAAACCUCGUUUCUGCAAAACACCCUAUGUAAGGGUUGGGAUGAACCUAGCUUACACUCUGCGCCAUGGAAGAUGUUUAUAAUUUAAGUAUCCUAAAAUGUUUUAUUAUAUAAAUGCAUAUAUUCUUAAAAUUAUAUUAUGUAUUGUUGUAAUAAAAUAGAAUAUGUUAUUGUUGUUACAUUAAAAUCUAUUUAUUGCUAUGUUGUGAUACAGACAAUUGUUAAGUGUGCGAAUUUGUUAUUUACAUGAAUAAUUUAAACUUAUUAUGUCAACAAAAUGAAGAAAAAUAAAAUAAUUUGUAAUGUAAAUAAUUGAGUUUAUGAUCUUUGAAUCAGUAUUUCUGUAUCGGCAGUUGUCUUUGACCUAACAAUGAAUGUACAAAAUAAUGGUAUUGCCUGGAAUGUACAUGUACUUAAAACAUAAUAAUUUCACUAGUAUAUAAAAUAAGAUAACCAAAUGAAUGUUAAUUAAACAAGAGCUGUCACAGAAACAGCGCACUUGACUAUUCAAUCGCUAAUUA